UCGGCUCGGCUCGGCUCGGCUCGGCUCGGCUCGGCUCGGUUCGGCUCGGCUCGGCCCGGCUCGGUUCGGUUCGGCUCGGCUCGGUUCGGCUCGGCUCGGCUCGGCCCGGCCCGGCCCGCCGCAGGGGCGCGGGGCCAGGGCCGGGCCCAGCAGCGCGGGCCUGAUCCGGAGCUGGGCAGCGUCCCCAGACCCCGUCCUGAGCCUGCGGCGGGGGCCCCGACUGGCGAGGGGGGUCCCGGGCCUGACCUCUGCUAAAGAUGUUCCCGCAGAACCGGCCCCCGGCCCACCUGCAGGCCCCCUCUGCUGCCUCGGGUGCCGCUGUCACUGCCAGCACCAUCCCCAGCACCCCGCAGUCCCUCAAGCUGACUUACCCCGAGACCUUGGACCGCAUCAAGGAGGAAUUCCAGUUCCUGCAGAACCAGUACCACAGACCCGGAGUGAAUCCCUCUGAUCCUCCCUGCUGCUGGCUGGGAUCACCUCCCCUUCCCUGCACGGUGCUGGGCAGAGCAAGCUUGAAGUUAGAAUGUGAAAAGUUGGCAACAGAAAAAACAGAAAUCCAGCGUCAUUAUGUCAUGUACUACGAGAUGUCCUACGGUCUGAACAUUGAGAUGCACAAACAGACGGAGAUCGCGAAGCGGCUCAACGUGAUCUGUGCCCAGCUCAUCCCGUUCCUGUCUCAGGAGCACCAGCAGCAGGUGGUCCAGGCCGUGGAGCGUGCGAAGCAGGUGACUAUGACCGACCUGAACGCGGCGAUCGGGCACCAGCUCCAGACCCAGCACCUCUCCCACCACGCUCCCCCCAUCCCGCUGACCCCCCACCCCUCCGGGAUGCAGCCCGCCAGCCUCGCCAGCAUCAGCAGUGCCUCGGGGCUGCUGGCGCUCUCGGGGGCGCUGGGGGCACAGGCCCAGCUCCUCGCCAAAGAUGACCGAGGAGUCCAUGACAGCGAGCCCAGGGAGCGAGACCCCGGCCCCAGCUCCCUGGUGCUGCCCAACGGGGAGCGGGCACGAGCCAUCUCCGAGUACCUGAGCAGCAGCAAGAAGAGGAAGGUGGAGGAGAAGGACUUUGUUACGGACUAUGGCAGCGACGCAGACAAAAGCGAAGACAACUUGGUGGUGGAUGAGGACCCCUCUUCCCCGCACAGCGUCCACUCCUACUCGUCCCGGGAGAACGGGGUGGAGAAGGUCCCGCUGGGGAGGAAGGAGGCCGUACCGCUCAGCCCGACCUCCAUGGCCUCCUCCAGCAGCGCAUCCCCGUCCCGGAGCAAGGAUGCGCCUGCGGUGGAAAAGGCAGGGACGCCCAGCCUGAAGUCCAGCACCCCCACCUCCCAGGGUGAUGCGGUGGCCCCGGGCUCCAGCAGUGCCCAGCAGUUCCGCUCCGCCACAGCCAAGGCCCCCGUGGACCCGCUGGCCCUGGGCCUGAGGAACCCGCUGGGAGUGCAGACCCCCUACUCGGCCGCCUUCGGCAUGGCCCACCCCGUGGUGAACGGGGACAUGGCCGGCACCGGCGCCUAUGCCAGCCUCCACCUCAUGUCCCCGCAGCUCAACGGGGCUGCGGCCGCCGUGGGAGCCGGCAGCUACGGGCGCUCCCCCCUGGUGGGCUACGACCCGCACCCCCACAUGCGCGUCCCAGGGCUGGCAGCUGGCAUGCAAGUGGGCACCUCGGGGAAACCCGCCUACUCCUUCCACGUCAGCGCUGACGGGCAGAUGCAGCCGGUGCCUUUCCCACCCGACGCCCUCAUCGGCUCCGGCAUCCCCCGCCACGCGCGGCAGCUGCACACCCUGACCCACGGCGAGGUGGUCUGCGCCGUCACCAUCAGCAACUCCACGCGACACGUCUACACCGGGGGCAAGGGCUGCGUGAAGGUGUGGGACGUGGGGCAGCCGGGCACCAAGACGGCCGUGGCUCAGCUGGACUGCUUGCAUCCCACGCAGUUGGGUGGGCUUUUACACCCCCACCCCUCGGCACUGCUUUGUCUGACGGCGCUCCAAGGCAAGCCUUUGCCACUGUCACCCCCCCCAGCCAGAUACCUCGUAUGGGCCGGAAUCUCAGGGGCUGAAGCAUCACUUGGGUUCAGCUCUGUCCUUUCGACUUUUGCCUGUGUGAGUCUGGCCAGAGGGAGAACUCCUAUUUCUUUUAAAAAUAAAUCAUAGAGUCGUUUAGGUUGGAAAAGACCUUUUAAAGAUAAUUGAGUUCAGCCAUUAACCCAGCACUGCCAAACCCACCAUUAAGCCGUGUCCCUAAGCGCCACAUCUACACGUCUUUUAAAUACCUCCUGGGUUGGUGACUCAACCCCUUCCCUGGGCAGCCUGUUCCAGUGCUGGGCCACCCUUUCAGUGAAGAAAUUUUUCCUAAUAUCCAAUCUAAACCUCCCCUGGCACAACCUGAGGCCAUUUCUUUUUGCUCUAUCAGUUGUUACACCCCCCUACAGCCCCCUGCCAGGCAGCUGCAGAGAGCGAGAAGGUCCCCCCUGAGCCACCUCCUCCCCAGGCUGAGCACUCCCAGUGCCCUCAGCUGCUCCUCAUAGCACUUGUGCUGAAGCCCCUUCCCCAGCUUCCCCUCUUCUGGACAUGCUCCAGCACCUCAAAGUCUUUCUUGCAGUGAGGGACCCAGAACUGAGCACAGGAUUUGUGAUGCGACCCCACCGGUGCCGAGGACAGGGGGACGGUCACUGCCCUGGCCCUGCUGGCCACGCUGUUUCAGACACAAGCCAGGAUGCCGUUGGCUUUCUUGGCCCCCUGGGCUCCUGGCCACCUUGGCCACGCUGCCGGCUCAUCUCCAGCCGGCUGUCGACCAGCACCCCCAGUCCCCUUCCCACCGGGCAGCUUCCCAAGCCCGCAGCGCUGCGUGGGGCUGGUGUGACCCCAGUGCAGGACCCGGCACGGAGCCGUGUUGAACCUCAUCCAGUGGCCUCAGCCCAGACCCCCCUGCAGAGCCCCCUGCCCCCCAGAUCAGCACCCCCCACAGCUUGCUGUCAUCUGCAAACUGAGUGAGGGGGCACUCGACCCCCUCGCCCAGAUCACUGAUCUGGAGACCCCCUCUAGCCCAGCCCUGGGAGUGCCUGUGUGCCCGGUGCCAGCGGGAUGUGGCUCCAUCCCCACCGCUCAUUCCGCUCCCUGUCCCUGUCUUCCAGCUCAGGGGCUGGGUACCCUGAGAACAACCGGUCCCCCUAUUAAAGACCGAGGAAAAGAAGGCGUUAAGUACCUCAGCCUUUUUCUCAGCCUUUGCUGCUGUGUUUCCCUCCGUAUCCAGUAAAGGGUGGAGAUUCUCCUUAGCCCUUCUUUUGUUGCUGAUAGAUUUACAGAAAUGUUUUUUAUUGUCUUUUAUGGCAGUAGCCAGAUCAGUUCUAGUUGGGCUUUGGCACGCGACUUGUGCUCCUGAUCCUUUAACCAGUGGUCCCACGGCCCUGAGGGCUCUCUCCAUUGCUAUCGGACUUGUUGUUGCAAUUUCAUCGAUGAAAAAUACCUGAAAAAUUAAUAACGGACAAUAAUCUGAGGGCUGUAGCAGGGUGGGAAGCUUUCUCUUCACAUCUUUAACCUGGAGCAGGCUUCCCAAAGAAGCGGGUCCGGCACAUCCACCCUCUGUGCCCUUCAGAAGGGGUCUCCUCUGACAACGACCCGUCUUUUUUUCUUUACGGAGGCGGUUUUGACGCAGGGUGUAGGCUGACUUGACCUCAGUGACACCUCCAAGCCGGAUGAACCAUCGUCCUUGUCAUUCGGUUCUGCUUGUAGAGCCCCGUGUGCCUGCUCUGCGUGGGCACCGUGGCUGCUGUGCUGGGCAGGGAUGUGUCACCGUGGCCCCUGUCCCUUAAGUCACCCCAUUCAGCCUGGGGGAGAGAGCGUGGGGAAUCCUCCGUGUCAUGCUCCUACCUGUCCCGGGGAAGGCAGGGUGCCAUUCCAGCAGUCCAUCUCGCUCUUCUUGAUACUCCUCAACCUGCUCCCAGCGCACUCUCACCAGGCAGAGUUCCCCCCCUGUGCCCACUGCUGCAGUCCUGGACGGUGGCGUGUGCUCCCAUCAGAGCACUGCCUGGGCAGCCGUGGUGGGUGCAGGGUCAGAGAUGCUGUGGCUUUCUGCCGGGGCGGGGGAGGGUACCCCUGCUCCCUGGUUGAGCUGGCAGGGCUGCAGCACCCAUCCUGCGCACCCGUCUGCCCACGCUGCCGUGUCGUGUCCCGUUCACGGCGUUCCCCAGGGGCUGCUUGUAUCGGUGAGGGGGGUUUGGCCGCUGUUGCCCUGGCCCCACCAGCUGCUGUGGUGCAAGCUGUGGGCUCCUGGUGGGGGUCUCGGUUGCCUGAGGCUCUCUCAGUUCAGGAAACCCCACUGUGCACCGCACUGGAUCCCUCUACUGCCGAACCUGCGGGCACUGGAGCUGCUCACCUUGGCAGCUAAGGAAACGGACUGUCAGAACAAAGCACCUCACCAGCACCAAGCUGGAGGCACAGCCAUCACAUUUUUAACCUG
Messenger RNA from Falco peregrinus (peregrine falcon), 4455 nucleotides. RefSeq names its product transducin-like enhancer protein 1. Gene Ontology annotation, biological process: negative regulation of canonical Wnt signaling pathway; regulation of DNA-templated transcription. The transcript is spliced from 18 exons. Gene Ontology annotation, cellular component: transcription regulator complex; nucleus. NCBI's taxonomy places the organism in Eukaryota, Metazoa, Chordata, Aves, Falconiformes, Falconidae. The record is from RefSeq and is a predicted model, not a curated record. Bases 258 to 2150 code for a protein of 630 amino acids. Gene Ontology annotation, molecular function: protein binding; transcription corepressor activity.